AUGUCUUACCCUUCCGGCUCCGACUCCGACUCCGACUCCGGCUCCGGCUCCGGCUCAGAGGUUGAAAUGAGCCCUCCUUCACCUCGUCCUGGCGAGAACAAGAACUACUACGACCUCACCUGCGAACGCUGCCGUGAACUGGAGCGUAUCGAGCCGGUCAUCGAGGACGGCGACGAGGAGAGGUAUUUAUUUGAAUGUGAACGCGUCGGCGACGGAGAGUUCGGCGACGACGAAGGCAUAAAGCAACGGGUCAUCAUGUAUCGGAAGUCGUUGGCGAAAUCCGGCGGGUUUGAUGCUGACUGCCCUCCACAUUAUCUAACCCACAACGUAUUUAUCUUCUCCAGGGAGCAUUUUGAUGGUUGGGAUAUUUUCGAUAUGAAAGUUCAGGAGGCUGUUGAACAUGUGAUCGAUACAUAUAACAGAGAGAAGGGCAAGAGCUUGAAGUACGGGAAAACCUUGAACGUAACUGCAUCUCAGUAUAUGUUGUUUACCCUCUAUAUUACUUUUGAGUGCUCCAAUCCGCCGGAAGAUCCUUCUUAUGAGAAGUACCAAGCUGUGGUUUCCUGUGUUAUGAUUGACAAUAGUGUUGAUGAUAAGAAGAAGAUUCUGAUCUUCAGGAAGGAAUCAACCGGGAUGGAUUUGCUAGAUCCUGACAUGCCAACUGCUCGUUACAUAGAAAUUUUGAAAGCGAGAGCUAGAGUUGGAGAUGGAGGUGGGAAAAGAAAGUCUGAACGUGAUGACGGAGUGGAGGGUUGA
Molecule: messenger RNA, 756 nt
Organism: Linum trigynum
Lineage: Eukaryota; Viridiplantae; Streptophyta; Magnoliopsida; Malpighiales; Linaceae
Source: the annotation of a GenBank genome assembly